Symbiodinium necroappetens is the source of this 366-nucleotide messenger RNA. NCBI's taxonomy places the organism in Eukaryota, Dinophyceae, Suessiales, Symbiodiniaceae. The record is from the annotation of a GenBank genome assembly.
GACAUGCAGAGUACGCAGGAGGAAGCCAGUCGAACUCUCACUUCCACAGCACCGGCUACUGGAACUUCAAAAGAGGAAAGCGGCAGUGACGGCAGUGAGUCCCUAAACGGCUCUUUGUCGAAGUUGGUGGAGGAUAGGGGAAGACGGAAGCAAGUGCGAGAGCGACAUCACGGGCCCGCCUUGAGCUGGAGCUUGCAGGAGCAGCGAAUGCAGCGAUCUCCUGUUAACCUCGGCGAUAUCGGAAGACUUUCCGAGUCCUUUCACGAAAGAAUGGACGUAACACAGAAAGAGUACCUCGCUGAUGGUCUUCGCACCCGUGCAGGAUCUGAACAAUGUGAUGUGAUUGGCAGGCUUGUAGGUUCGUAG